Molecule: messenger RNA, 1929 nt
Organism: Rotaria sp. Silwood1
Lineage: Eukaryota; Metazoa; Rotifera; Eurotatoria; Philodinida; Philodinidae
Source: the annotation of a GenBank genome assembly
AUGUCGUCAGCCAAAGUUAAAAGUAAUCGAUCAUCAGCUCAAAAUGUUGAUUCAUCAGGCAUUCGUAAAAUUCAUAGUCGUCAUACAUGGAAAUUAGAAAGUAUAAGUCAUGGUAAAGGACAACCCGUAUCACGAAAAGCUGUUCAAUAUGUCAUAGAUGAAGUAGCUAAACGAAAGGAAAAAUUCCACUUUUCAAAACAAGAAAUUGAAUCACUUUGUACCAUAUUUCGUCAUUUGACUAAAAGUGGUGAUAAAGAAAAAAUUGAUCGAAAUCGUUUUCGUGAUAUUCUACAUAAUACAUUUGAUAUGACUGAUGAUAUUUUAAUGGAUCGAGUUUUCAAAGCAUUCGAUCGUGAUAAUGAUGGACAAGUAAGCAUGCUUGAAUGGGUUGUUGGACUUAAUACAUAUUUACGUGGAACAUUAGAUGAAAAAAUUGCUUUUGCUUUUACUUGUUAUUCACUCAAAGGUGAAAAACAUAUAACCCGUGAAGAAAUUUUUCAAUUACUUAAAAGUAGUGUUCUCAAACAAGCUGGUGAUGAAGAUCCAGAUGAAAGUAUUAAAGAAUUAGUUGAAAUAACAUUAAAAAAAAUGGAUAAAGAUCAUGAUAAUCGUUUGGGUGAUAAUGAUUUUUCACAAUCUGUUCGUGAAGAUCCCCUUCUUCUGUCAUGUUUUGGUCAAGUAUUUGCUAAUGCAAGAAGAAAAGCUGAUUUCGAACGAAUACUUGAACAUAUGUCUGAACAAGUUGUAUUCGGUCAAACGUUUACACAACAACAAUUAGCAACCAUUAUUUUUCAAAUUAUUAAUGGUCAAGAAGAUAGAAUUUUAGCUUUAGAAAAACGAAUACAAAUUUUAGAAGCUCGACAACAACAAUAUCCUGAAGUAACAUUCCUAACAUACAAAGAUAGGAAACGUAUUCUUGUUACUGGUGGAGCUGGUUUUGUUGGUUCACAUCUUGUUGAUCGUUUAAUGCUUCAAGGACAUGAAGUAAUUGUAGCUGAUAAUUUUUUUACUGGUCGUAAACGUAAUAUUGAACAUUGGAUUGGUCAUGAAAAUUUUGAAUUAAUCAAUCAUGAUAUUGUCAAUCCACUUUUUAUUGAAGUUGAUCAAAUUUAUCAUUUGGCAUCACCUGCUUCUCCACCACAUUAUAUGUAUAAUCCUGUUAAAACUAUUAAAGUCAAUUCAAUUGGUACAAUUAAUAUGUUAGGUUUAGCACGUCGUGUUCGUGCUCGAUUAUUAUUUGCUUCAACAAGUGAAGUCUAUGGUGAUCCUGAAGUUCAUCCACAAAAAGAAACAUAUUUUGGUAAUGUUAAUCCGUUUGGACCAAGAUCUUGUUAUGAUGAAUCAAAACGAGUUGCUGAAGCAAUGUGUUAUGCAUAUGCUAAACAGGAAGGAAUUAGUAUUCGUAUAGCUCGAAUAUUUAAUACAUAUGGUCCACGAAUGCAUAUGAAUGAUGGACGUGUUGUUAGUAAUUUUAUUUUACAAGCACUUCAAAAUGAACCCAUAACAGUUUAUGGUAGUGGUAAACAAACACGAUCAUUUCAAUAUGUUAGUGAUCUUGUUGAUGGUCUUAUUGCAUUGAUGAAUAGUAAUUAUUCAAUGCCGAUGAAUUUAGGAAAUCCAGAUGAAUACACAAUUGAACAGUUUGCUUUUAAAAUAAAAGAUCUUGUUGGAUCACAAGCUCCAAUUGUUUAUAAAGACCCUGUUACUGAUGACCCAAAACAACGACGGCCCGAUAUAACAUUAGCAAAGUCUUGGCUUAAUUGGGAACCACAAGUUUUACUUAAUGAUGGUCUUAAUAAAACGAUAGCAUAUUUUCGUAAUGAACUUCUUGUGAAACAUCAUAGUGAACGUAAUGUUUUCUUUCCCAAUGAAUGGUUACAUUUACCGAAUGUAAAUACAAUAAAAUCAACAAAACACAUUGAACUUUGA